AGAUAUUAAUAAAUAAACCCUUCAGCCCAGCACAGCAGCAGUAACCAUUGAUUGAUUCUGAUCCGAUCUGAUCUGAUCUGAUCGAUCGAUUCUGGUGCAACAAUGGAGGCCAACACCACCAUCAAUUUCUACGAAUCCGAGUUCUUCAACGCACAGACAGGCCGCUUCCAGCCCGUCUCCAUCCCCGUCGUCCAGGACCUCGCCCGUUCAAGCACCCUACCCGAGAGCUUCAUCCGGAGCCCCGGCCCGGCCCGGCCGCUCCCGCCGGGAGUGUUCGAGGCCGUCGACAUGGCCCGUCUCCGGGACCCGUCGGGCCGGGCCGAGGAGCUGCGGAGGCUGGGGCGAGUGUGCAAGGAAUGGAGCAUGUUCUUGGUGGAGAACCACGGCGUCGAUCCGGCGGUGGUCGACGCCCUCCGGAGGGUGGUGAAGGGCUUUUUCGAUCUGCCGUUUCCGGAGAAGAAAUCGUCGGUAGGGACGUACAAUAACACCGACAAUUUGGGGUAUGGCCGGAAUUUCGUCAAGUCGGAAGAUCAGCCGUUGGAUUGGAUAGAUCGGUUGGCUAUGAAGGCAGCGCCGGAAGGGGCCACCGACGGCCUCCGCGUUUGGCCGGAAAAUCCACCCGAUUUCAGGGCGGCGAUGGAGGAGUAUGUGAUAGCUGGGCGGAAAGUUCUAGACGAGGUCCUUGAAGCGUUGGCGGAGUCCAUAUCCCUCCCGAAGAAUGCAUUCUCCAAAAGCUUCAAUCUACAAACAAGUGAAGUUAACGUUCGAGUCAACUAUUAUCCUCCCAGCCCUAAUCCCGACCUAACACUCGGCAUAACUCCCCACAGCGACAACAGCAUGCUCACUCUCCUAAUCCAAUUCGACUCCACAAAUGGCCUUCAACUCUUCAAGAACGACCAAUGGCUCACUGCGCCGUGGCCACGCAAUGCAUUGCUCGUAAAUUUGGGUGACCUAAUCGAAAUAUCUAGCAAUGGCAGGCUCCAAAGCUCGUGGCAUCGGGCAGCUUCUCAGCGACAUGUGGAUAGGUACUCGGUCGCUUUGUUAUAUCGCCCGGGAGAAAAUGAGGUCAUCGGAAACGACAGCGGUGAGUAUGGGAGAGUUGUGGUGGGAGACUACGUCAGGAAUUAUUACAAGGUAAGCCCAACGCCUACUAAAGAAACUGCCCUAUCCUUUGCUAAAUUUAAGAAAUGAAUUUCAUUUUGUGGACAGUUAGUGUGAAAAUAGUGAUGUAUUGGAAUACCAAAUGAUAUAUAACCAUAAUGCAUGUUAUAAAUCAUAUACUUUGAUUAUAUUUGUAUUGAAAUAUACAUAAUAGAUAUACUUCACAAUGAGA
Messenger RNA from Andrographis paniculata, 1333 nucleotides. RefSeq names its product flavonol synthase/flavanone 3-hydroxylase-like. The transcript is spliced from 2 exons. NCBI's taxonomy places the organism in Eukaryota, Viridiplantae, Streptophyta, Magnoliopsida, Lamiales, Acanthaceae. The record is from RefSeq and is a predicted model, not a curated record. Bases 103 to 1191 code for a protein of 362 amino acids.